GAAAGCACUUCCUCACCCAACACUCUCUCUCCUCUCUCUCUCUCUUCCUUUUCAUCUACACAAUCCUCCAAAAGCUUCCAAACCCACCUCCACAAUCCUCCUCUCUCUCUCUAGAAGCAAUCAUAUUCCCUCAGAGAAGCCUCCCAAAUAAACAAGACACAGGCCAACCCAAAAAGUCUCUUUCUGUGUGUGGAGAGAGAGAGAGAGAGAGAGAGAGAGAGAGCAUUAUUCCAAAACCCAAAUCACUUCAUUUCACAAUUUUCAAUCCUUUUUUGAUUUCAUUCAUGGGCUGCUCUUCUUCAAGACCUCUCACCCUUCUCACCAAAAACCCACAACAACAACCUUCACAACCCUCCUCUUCCACUGCUCUUACUUCUUCAACCCCAAACUCUUCAUCUGCCUCAAACUCUUCCAAUUCCUCACCACCAUUACCACCACCAGCCUCAUUUCGCAGAGCUCUCUCCAUCUCAGCCCCUCUUGUUCAUCACCCACCUCUCAGAAAAGGCGACACUCACCACCUCGUUUCUCUCACCUCCACUACCUAUGGCUCCCUCCACAUUGACCCCACAUCCCCCAAGACCCUCAAUCUGAACGGUCAGGAUUCUCCUGAUCAAUCCUACCCCCCAAAACGCUCCUCAUCUUCCCCUGACUCUGUCAUCAACACUUGGGAACUGAUGGAUGGCCUCAAUGACUCUGAUUUCCAUUCUCAUUUCUCUGAAGAACAGCCCAUUUCCUCCAUUUUUGACCACACAAUUGGGUUUUCCAACAAAGCCAGUUCUCGCAGGUACUCAAGCUUUGAUGGGUCUGUGAAGAAACCGUUUGAUUCUUUCAAAUCAGUGAGAUCUUCAGUAAUAAAGGCGGAGGACUCAAUGCCUACCUCAUCCUCAUCCUCGUCUUCUUCGAAGCCUCUGUGGAAGCAUUUAUCGGAGGAGUCUUUGUUGUCGAAGAUGGACCCCAAUGUGGUCUUAACUUACAGAAGAGCAUUGUCUUCUAGACAACUGGGCUACAACAACAAUGGCAAAGUUGCAAGAUCAUUGACUUAUAGUACCCCUUCGUAUUCCUCAGUUUCAAAUGCUUGUUUUCAUCUUCCGGGUACUGAAGAUAAAAUUGUGGUCUACUUCACCAGUUUGAGAGGAAUUCGAAAGACUUACGAGGAUUGUUGCGCGGUUAGGAUGAUAUUUAGGGGAUUUAGAGUGGCAGUAGAUGAGAGGGACAUUUCAAUGGAUUCUGAGUACAAGAAGGAAUUGCAAAAUGCUUUUGGAGGCAAAGCAGUGAGUCUGCCACAAGUGUUUGUUAGAGGCAAGUCUGUGGGAGGAGCAGAGGAAAUAAAGCAGCUCAACGAGGAUGGAGAAUUGGGAAAGCUUUUGAGAGGCUUUCGAGUGAGGGAUACUGGGUUUGUUUGUGAGGGAUGUGGGGAUGCAAGGUUUACACCGUGCCCAACUUGUAAUGGAAGCCGAAAGCUGUUUGAUGAGGAUGAAGGGGAACUGAGGAAGUGCCACGAUUGCAACGAGAACGGAUUGAUUAGGUGCCCUGGUUGCUGCUUGUGAAUGUGUAUGCCAACUGGUGACGCUUGCAGCUAACGUUCUUUUGCUAGAUAUCUAGCAUGUUGUGUUCGCAGACUCAAUCACGACGAUGUAUCCAGACAUGGUCGAUUAUUCAGAUCGGCAAUCUGACAACACGUCUAUCUAGCAGCAGAACAUUUAUGUCAUAAUAAAUUAUGUACCACGCCAUUUCUGCUGCAGCUACCAUUAGAAAUGUCACAUAUUCUUAUGUGUCUAGAGGAUUUUGUUUGAAGUUUGUUUCUAUAUCUAUUUCCUGAGUUCGUGAAGUUUUUGCAUGUAUGGCAGUUGGUGACUAUUGAAU
Molecule: messenger RNA, 1863 nt
Organism: Prunus mume (Japanese apricot)
Lineage: Eukaryota; Viridiplantae; Streptophyta; Magnoliopsida; Rosales; Rosaceae
Source: RefSeq, a predicted model, not a curated record